CUCUAUAAUACGCUUUUCGACUUCGAUAUAAUUCAGUUGGGUUACCCAGGCGCCUUUUGUGCAACUACCGUUAGAAGCGCCGGCAUCCCUAUGGGGCUGUCCCUUGCUGAGAAGGAUACUUGGAGCCCUUUUCAUGUUAAAAGCCAACAGUGUGACCUGGACUGCCCUGCCUCUGAUGGCGCUGACGAAAGCGGUUCCGCGGACCUUCCGUUGGUGCCUCUGCUUAAUGCUAUCGCAUUCGCUUUUGGCUCAACUCUAUUACUAUGGAUCCUAGCAAGGGCUACAAUUAGGAGGCUUCGGAGGCCCGGCCGCUUUUACGGGUUCGGUUUGGCAACCCAGGAGGGUGGCGUUCCUGGCUUAGCCUCCGCAGCAGCAGCAGGAGCAACAGCAGGGUUACCGUACGGCAGCCCUCCGACGCCCCCGCCGGUGACCUGGCUGCGUGACGCCGACCCCGCCGCCGCCGCUGCUGCCCCUGUGUCGUACACACCGUACACGCCGUCGCCGCCGGUUGAGCAGCUGCUCUUCUCCGUCAGCCCGCAACCGCCGCAGCCUCAACCUGCGUUGGGAGGGUACGGCGGCAUGGGGACGCCAGCAGGGGCUGUGCCGUACUACCCGCCUGUGCUGGGCGGCGCUGGCGCUGGCAAUGCUGCUGUUAGCGGCAUAGGCAUGUCUUCAGCUGGUCCCAGCGGCGCCUCACCCCCGGGCGGCAGCCGUGUCAGGCGCCGCGGCCCGGUCGGCUGGGACCGCGGGUUGCUGAGCCGCCAGUCCGCGCUGCUGCCCUGCAUCAGCAGCGUGGAGGGGCUGCUGGCCUCACCGGAGUUCCAGCAACACAUGAGGAACACCCGGCGCCGCUCCCCUCAGCUGGAGCAGGAACAGUCGCUGGCCAAAGUGCAGCUGUACAAGGACCUGCGGCGGAUGGACCCGGAUGCCUUCCGGAGGCUGCUGUCGCGAACCGACAUCCGGUCGUACGAGGUGCGUCCGCCCCCCCUGGCGCUGGCGGUGGUGGAGUACCUGGUGGAGGUGCUGCUGCUGCCGGCGGGGCUGGCGGCAGCAUGGUGGGCCAGCAGCGGGGGCGGCAGUUGGAGCGCCGGUGGGGGGAGCAGUGCAGGGAGCGGGAGCGGGAGCAGCCAGCAGGGGGCUGGGGCGGCUGGCGAUGGUGGUGAUGCAGGCGGGGAGGAAGCAGCAGCGGGGGCGCUGUCGGUGCAGCAGCUGCUCAUGUUGGGUCCGCUGCUGGCCUGGCUGGGCCUCAAGCUGUGGCUGGCCGCCUCCGGCCACACCAGCCUGCUCGCCCGCGCCACCCGGGUGUACCUCGUGUACGACAACAGCAGCAGCAGCAGCGGG
This is a messenger RNA of Astrephomene gubernaculifera, 1341 nucleotides long. The record is from the annotation of a GenBank genome assembly. Lineage: Eukaryota; Viridiplantae; Chlorophyta; Chlorophyceae; Chlamydomonadales; Astrephomenaceae.